UCAACGGUGAACAGAAGAACAAUCCAAAUUCAAGUACAAAAUCACUCCCAACAAAAUCAAAUCAUCUGGAGCGGCAAAUUCCUUGUUCUGUAGCUUCAAGGAUCCAUUCAGCGCCAUCCUCCACAUUCAAUCCCCUCGCUCUCACACAGUCUGUAGAACAACACCAUGCCUCGCACCGGCUUCGUCGGUUCCUUAUCCACGCCCAAGGUCGACGUCGUCAUCGACAUGGGCAACCCCUUCCUCAACCUCACCGUGGAUGGCUUCUUGAAGAUCGGAUCCGUCGCGGCUACCCGAGCGGCUGCCGAGGAUGCGUAUCAUGUCGUUAGAAAAGGAACGAUUUCUAGUCACAAUUUUGAAAACACGUUGAAGAAAAUGUGUAAAGAAGGUGCAUACUGGGGAACCGUGGCCGGAGUUUACGUCGGUAUGGAGUAUGGGGUAGAAAGGAUUCGCGGCAGAAGAGAUUGGAAAAAUGCAAUGAUUGGAGGUGCUUUGACGGGGGCUAUGGUAUCGGCAGCGAGCAACAGCAACCGGGACAAAAUCGUUAUCGAUGCAAUUACAGGAGGGGCUGUUGCGACUGCAGCAGAGUUCAUAAACUACCUUACUUAAGCGCCGAGGUUUCCAACCACUUUCAUGUCUCUUGAGAAGAAGGUAUGGUGAUUGAAGACGAUGGAAUCAUGUUCAGUCUAUUCAAACCUUUUCAGUUUUUUGCAGAAUAACUAGUCUCUCGUAGAGUUGCAGCCUUAAAACAUGGAAGAAAAAAGAGAAGAUAGUGAUAGAAAUAUCUUCUUUCUUCAUCAAUCAGAGCCACAUGUGUUGUUGAGGCUGUAAUCGUAGCUUUAGUUUAAUGUCUUACGGAACAAAUUUAUUGCAAAGUGACGUUUCCUAUGA
This is a messenger RNA of Cucurbita moschata (crookneck pumpkin), 888 nucleotides long. RefSeq names its product outer envelope pore protein 16, chloroplastic. Gene Ontology annotation, biological process: protein import into chloroplast stroma. Gene Ontology annotation, cellular component: chloroplast outer membrane. NCBI's taxonomy places the organism in Eukaryota, Viridiplantae, Streptophyta, Magnoliopsida, Cucurbitales, Cucurbitaceae. The coding region runs from base 166 to 606 and encodes 146 amino acids. The record is from RefSeq and is a predicted model, not a curated record. The transcript is spliced from 6 exons. Gene Ontology annotation, molecular function: amino acid transmembrane transporter activity.